AUGCCGAACGCACUGUCAAUGAAGCCCCCGGGAUGCUACCGGGACAAGGAAAGCGAGCUGGCUAUGCGUAUUAAGAAGCCCUUCACGGUCGCGGUGGUGGGCGAUCUGAUUCAGAUGGUGCCCUUCGCGAACCGCGACGACCCGGACAUCCAGGCGCUAGUUGAGGUGAUGCAGAAGGCGGACAUAACGCUGGCCAACAACGAGAACACGAUCGUGAACCGGCUCACGUUCCGCGGGCCGAUCUCACACAUGGAGGCGCCCGCCGAGAUCGCCGACGACUGGGCGGCGAUGGGAAUCGCCAUGGUGUCCAAGGCGAACAACCACACGUUCGACAACGGCGAGGCCGGCCUGAUCCAGAACUUUGAGCAGCUCUCCCGCGUCGGCAUCGCUUAUGUGGGAACCGACUACAAUCUAACGGAGGCAAGACUCGCUCGGUUUCGCACCCUGCCGAAAGGGACGGUCGGUUUCGCCGGCGCCUACGCCGAGGUCGAGGAUUAUUCUCAACUCUACGGCCUGCCGCGCGGAGACCCGGUGGUCGUGACCGAAGAGCAGCUGCAGCAACUGUACGCCAUGGAAGAGUCUCUCUACGAGCGGGGAAAAGAAGUUCCCAACCCAAUCGACCGAGACACAAAACGCGCAGAGGGCAGCCUUCUCCUCUUCGGCCGGGUGUUCCAGUUGGCAACCACAAUCGAUGCGGUCACGGAAGAGGCUGCUUCCAUCAAAAAACGGCUGGAGCACCACUUGAACUCGAAGGGGCCCAUCACGUCGAAGAACAACUCGUUGAGACUCAAGGUCUACCAAGGCGUGACCGAGGCCCAGAUGGCCCAGCUUCGCAAGAUCGCUGGUGACGAGGGUAGCGGGCCGACGCUGGACGCGUUCGACGUGCACUUCAAGGUGACGCCGGGGCCGGGCGAGCUGACGUACGAUAUGGACACGGUGGACGAGCGCGAGAUCUUACGCGAGGUGCGUACGGGCAAGCAGUUCUCGGACUUCGCGGCGUUCACGAUCCACUGGCACCAGAACCGCUUCUCGUUCCAGAAGUACUCGUUCGACCACUACCCGGCGGAAUUCCAGGUCAAGCUCGCCCACGAGGUCAUCGACAACGGCGCUGACCUCUUCUUCGCCCACGGCGUGCACACGCUCAAGGGCGUCGAGAUUUAUAAAGGAAAGCCCAUAUUCUACGGCGUCAACAACUUCGUGUUCCAGAACCAGCGGUUCCGCUCGUGGCGCGACGACGCCGAACGCCAGCCCGCGACCAUGACCGGCCCCGUCGUCGGCGACGGCGAGAUCAACGAGUCCCGCUGGGCCUGGCUGCAGCGGCCCGAGAAUUUCGAGGCCAUCCUGGCCACCAGCUCCUACGAGGACGGCAGGUUGGUGGAAGUGCUCAUAUACCCCGUCGACCUGGGCCUGCAUCGACCGGGCUCAGAGGUGGGCACGCCGCGCCGCCCGUCGCCGGAGAUGGCGCAGAGCAUUCUCGAGCAGAUGGUGGAGUAUUCGAAGCCGUUUGGGACGAAGAUCUCGAUCGAGAACGGCGUGGGAGUCAUCCGCAUAUCCUCGUAG
This is a messenger RNA of Fonsecaea erecta, 1560 nucleotides long. RefSeq lists its product as hypothetical. The coding region runs from base 1 to 1560 and encodes 519 amino acids. NCBI's taxonomy places the organism in Eukaryota, Fungi, Ascomycota, Eurotiomycetes, Chaetothyriales, Herpotrichiellaceae. The transcript has a single exon. The record is from RefSeq and is a predicted model, not a curated record.